UUGUGGAGGUUUUAAUUCUUCUACAGCAGCUGGCCGCCGAAACGUAGCUUCUUGGCUGGAAAAAGAGGGACACAAGAGGAAAAUACUGAUAUCAAAGCACAAGAAUCUCACGUGCUGCUAUAGGAGUUUUAUUGUGAAACAAGUUACCAUGAAAUGCUCUGUUCUCAACGCUACAAAGAGGGACAACACCAUGAAGAAAGUUUCUGGUGCUCCAGACGACUCUAUCAUUCGUCUCAAAAUGUCUCCAGUGAAAGACAACAGCCCUACCAAACCUCAGAGUUCAUCCAAAGAAAUUUCAAAGGUGUUCUCAGCCAAGAACAACAAAGAAAGCAACAACAGCAGAGAUCCUGUGAUCCUGGAUAACUGCUUUGAGGACAGUGGCUAUUUAUCUUUGCACAACAGUCACAUCGACCCUAACGUAGAAGGAGAGAAUAAUCGCACACCAGGAAAACUGACCACAGUGCAUCAAGAAAAGACUAUUUCAUCAAAGAAAUCUUCUAAAAGUCAAGGAAAAGCUAAAGUUAGUCGUCCACUGUUUCUGGAAGCUGCCACUACUCCUGUGGUUCGUCUUAAACCAAAGACGACCAGAGCAUUAUCAUCCACCCCCUCCAACAAUUGCAGCCCCUCCAAUCUACCCAUCUUGAAGUUUCAGCAGGAUGUGUGUGAAGCUCUUUCUAGGAGCUUCAAAAAGAAUAAGAAGUAUGACUUCAGCAUUAUUAAAGACGUUGCAGAUAAGCAUAAUUUGGAUCGUGUGAUUGGACGCCAAAUGGGCUUGGAGUAUGUUGACGUGUUUUCAUCUUUGCUGUCCAUGAAUAUGAGGAUCAUUUUAGGCAACAUCCUGGCUCUGCUAGGAGAUCUGGACCUCAUUAGCUGUAAAAAAGUGAGCAAAACAUGGAAAAAAAUCAUCUGCGAACAGAAAGAAGCCUUCAGCAGGUGUCAGCAAGCUGAGGAGAAACUUAUGGAGUCUAGCAGCGCUCUGACGCAGCUCACUUGUGGUCUGACACGAGACGUCUCCGAGUCCCGGGUGGUGCUGUCCUGCAUGCAGGCCGUGGCCUCGUCAAGCGCUCCGUCCUCCUCCGAUCAAAGCUGCAGAGCCGUGAGACGCACGGCUGCCUCCCUAAAGAGCAGCACGCCAGUACCUCAGUGUUCUCGCCACAAUGAGUUUGUGCAGACCGCCAGCCGUCUGAAACGGCACCAGUGUCAGUAUAAAUGCAGGCGCUGUGGCUCACCAGCGACCGACAUGCACGAAGAGCAGAGGGCAACGUGCACUCGCUCUAGCUGUCUUUUCGACUUCUGCACGCACUGUCAGGAAACGUUUCACGGCUCGACCCCGUGCCGAACGGUGCAGCCCAAAUCGCACUUUACCGCCAACACGGAGUCCUCAACUCCUUCGGGUAGCGCUCGCAGCAAAAGAAGCCUGAAGCGCUUGUGAGAACGGAUCAUUUCGAGCUUUACUCAGACUUUUUUGGUUGUUGUUUUUAACCGAAGGCUGUGUCUUUUCCAGCACCUCAAACUGAACUUUGCACAACGUUUCAGUUGCUCAUUCUGGAAAUUUUAAUGCUUGGCAUUCAGCCUUCAAUUGUAAAAAUUUAAUGUUUUCUUUUAAAAAGGAUAUUUGUGUAAAUCUACUUUUAAAUACAUUUUAUA
Molecule: messenger RNA, 1647 nt
Organism: Austrofundulus limnaeus
Lineage: Eukaryota; Metazoa; Chordata; Actinopteri; Cyprinodontiformes; Rivulidae
Gene: fbxo5
Product: F-box protein 5
Biological process (GO): regulation of mitotic nuclear division; negative regulation of meiotic nuclear division
Cellular component (GO): nucleus
Molecular function (GO): protein binding
Source: RefSeq, a predicted model, not a curated record